Messenger RNA from Phascolarctos cinereus (koala), 1275 nucleotides. RefSeq lists its product as uncharacterized. The record is from RefSeq and is a predicted model, not a curated record. Lineage: Eukaryota; Metazoa; Chordata; Mammalia; Diprotodontia; Phascolarctidae.
AUGGGAGCCCUGCAGCUGAAAUUCCAAGGCAAGGACAGUACUGGCCAAGGCCUUCCGAAGGUGGGAGGCGGGACGGUGGAGCCGCUACCCUCGCCCGGCCCCAAGGUCUGCCACCUGCAUGGGCGCGGAGCGGCAGGCAAGCAGCCGCCACCGCCGCCGCCGCCGCCGCCGGGAUUCCGGAGACGUCAAUGGGCGCGCGCGUCACUCCUCCCCCGCCUGCCUACGGUGGGAGGCGCACCGGCUGCCGGAACAGCCGCUCGCGCCGAGCUCGAGCUGGGGAGCGGGGGGAGGGGCGGAUGCGAGGCCCGGGAACAGCCGGGCCGGGGGCUCCUUUGGCUCGCUGGCUGGCGGAUGGAGGAGAAGGUGGGGGCCGAAGGCGACUGUGGGGCGCAAGGCUGGGGGCGAUCCCUGCUGGAGGAGAAUGAACAGGAGGAAGGAGCGGACCUCCCAUCCUCACUCCGCCCCCCGCCUUCUCCCCCCUUUGCCCGGGGUGGGGGGGCCGGUGUCUGCAGAAUGAAAUGCAUACCUCCAGGGCAGGGCUUAGCAACCCGCAGAGCCCAGGCUCGGGGAGCCCCAGCAGGCCAGGCUGCCAUGGUGGCCCCAGGCCAGGGCCCCCACCCCAAGUCUCCUGGCCUCUCUGUCCCUCUUUGCCAGGCCUGGAAUGCUUCAAGAAUGUCCUGAAUAUAACCUAAUCUGCAGAGCUGUGGGAAACAACUGGCAUGAAGAAUUCAGAUACAGAACAGAGUCAGAAUUUGGAGGACAACAUACCCAGUGGCCACAAUGAAGUUAAGGACAGCAACUCUGAAAGACUUCAGUACUUUGCCCAAUUGCAGUGAUCAAUUGUGACUUCAGAGGACUGAUGGGAAAGUGUGAUUCCUGUCUCUUGGCAGAGAGGCAACAAUGUAGAGGUGGGGAACAAGAUACCCAUUUGCAGACAUGGCCAGUGCCUAGAUUUUUUUUUGCUCAUGUAUAUAGAUUUGUGACCAGGGAGAUUUCUGUGAGGUCAAAGAGUCAGUGUGAAAUGACCAAUAAUCUGAAAAAGAGAAAUACAAAUUAAAAAAUUGAAAGGAGAAAAAAAAAAAGGAUAUGGGUCUAGAGGGGUUUCAAGGCCUGGGAGUGAGCUGAGGACACACCUGUCUCUGUUCCUAGCCUGAGAUCCCCACUCCUGCUGUCUCUGUUUCCUACUGUCAGCCAGCCAGACCAGUCAGCCAGAGUUAAUAGGACCUCUCUUCGGUAUGGGAUUUUUUUGAACUUGUUCAUGCCUUUGAUUCUUAU